Molecule: messenger RNA, 990 nt
Organism: Paraphaeosphaeria sporulosa
Lineage: Eukaryota; Fungi; Ascomycota; Dothideomycetes; Pleosporales; Didymosphaeriaceae
Product: HET-domain-containing protein
Exons: 3
Source: RefSeq, a predicted model, not a curated record
AUGGCGCCUACUCUAUAUACCCCACUUCCCAUUGACAAGUUCAGCAUCCGCCUAAUCAAGCUCCAGCCUGCCUAUACCACCUCGGCACCAAUCCUCUGCAAGUUGAUCAAUCAUCCGAUUGAUUCCGAGCGGAUUGUGGCACAUUCCUAUGAGUGCUUAUCAUACGUUUGGGGCCCUUCAGAAAACCCCCAAUUGAUCAGCAUCGAUACUGGAGAGGCAGUCUUCCCUUUUCAGACAACUCCGAAUCUCUACGAAGCGCUUCAACACCUGCGAGACUCGUGCUUCGAACAAAUACUGUGGAUCGAUGCCGUAUGCAUCAAUCAGCGAGAUGACGAAGAGAAGGCCACGCAAGUUGCUGCAAUGGCCAGAAUCUAUGGUCUUGCCAAGCGUGUUAUUGUAUGGUUGGGCGCAGAGACGAAUGACAGCACACUUGCUUUCGAACGUCUAAGAGACCUCGCACAACCACGCGAGACCGAAGCUCCACCUCAGCAUAGAGAUGAGGAUGGCCCAGUUGCUGAACACGCGAUUCAAACAUUGCUCAGCCGACCCUACUUCAGACGCAUGUGGGUACUGCAAGAAGUUGCUGCUGCUCGGAACAUGGUAUUCAGGUGCGGUAGCGCAGAAAUGCAAACAGAGACAUUUCGUGCUGGCCUGCAUGCCCUCGCACGUUUAGAUGAUUGGGAGCUCCGUCAUCGAAUUCUCGCGUUUCUGCUCCUCAUUGGGACUUCCAUCUUCCGAGAGCGUCUAAAAGGUCGGCCUCACUUAGAAUUUGAGCCUCUGAACGAUCUCAUUGACCGGUUUCAUGCUCAUGACGCCAGUGAUCCUCGAGACAAGAUCUACGCGCUUUGGGGGUUAUGCUCGGACAGUAGCUCGAUGGAGAGCCUGCAACCCAAUUACGACAAAAAAUGGAAAGACCUCUUUGAAGACCUGGGCAAGCUCAUGUUCGGCAAAGAAUCAGCCGUUUCGGCAUCUCCUCUCCGCCAACUCAUG